This is a messenger RNA of Stereum hirsutum FP-91666 SS1, 1274 nucleotides long. RefSeq lists its product as uncharacterized. Bases 74 to 1063 code for a protein of 329 amino acids. Gene Ontology annotation, cellular component: extracellular region. The transcript has 8 exons. NCBI's taxonomy places the organism in Eukaryota, Fungi, Basidiomycota, Agaricomycetes, Russulales, Stereaceae. Gene Ontology annotation, molecular function: hydrolase activity, hydrolyzing O-glycosyl compounds; carbohydrate binding. The record is from RefSeq and is a predicted model, not a curated record. Gene Ontology annotation, biological process: carbohydrate metabolic process.
GAACCUGACCUUGACUUCCACCAUCGUCUUCUUCCUCCUUUGUUGAAUAAACUCAUAACAUUUCUACGCCACUAUGCCCGACCAAUGGUGCCCCGGAACACAGUACGGCUACGGCUCUAUCGUAGAGUAUGAAGGCGCGAACUACAAGAUUAUCCAGCCCCAUAUGUCCCAAGGCGACUGGACCCCCUCCGCCACCCCCGCCCUUUGGGGCCGCAUCCCCGGCCACGUCGAAAACCACCACGAGUACGAACCUCCCCGCGAGCCGCAGCAGCCUCCCACGCAGCACUCCUACGGAGGCGACCAACAACAAGGCUUCCCUCAACAGAAGCCUUAUGACGAUCAUCCCGAUCAGAAAGUCGACAUCCCGCAUGAGGAGACGAAAAAGAAGUGGUAUGACUUGGACGACAAGAGGAAGCACGAGCUCGAGGUUGGCGGUGGUCUCCUUGCGGGUAUAGCCGCCAUCGGAGCAGGAUACUACGCCUACCACGAGCACGAGAAGAGCGAGGAAGAGAAAAAGGCCUUCGCCUGGGCACUCCAGGGUUGGCUCCGCGACGCCCAACAGCGCACCGAUGAAUACCGCCGCAACGGUCCUCAAGCCCCAACCACCUGGGUCCUUACCGAGGGCCACAACUUCCCUCAGGGAGCUCUCAUCGGUGGCCAAGACGAUAGCGGAAAACCGAUCUACAUUGCUAGGGGUUUCCACGAAAACAGUAUCCAGGUCGGCAAGGCCAGCCACUCCCUCAAGCACGGUGCCGUCAUAGGCUACGGCCACAAAGAGAUCGACCUUCCUAAAUACGAGAUCCUGCUCGGCGACCCCCGCGCGAUCCAAUGGGUCCCCACCUCCGGUCGUCUCUCCGUCUCCGGCGGGACCCUCGAGGGCUCCGGCGCGCGUCUCGUCAGUGGCGGUAACGAGCCCGACGGCACGCCGCUUUAUAUCGCUCAGGCGGAGUAUAAGGGGCAUGUUGCGGUCGGGAAGUGUAGCGAGAAGUUGAACGAUGCGUUUGUUGUUUGGGAUGGGAAAGAGAGGGAAGUCAAGCAUUAUAAGGUGUUGUGCUACCAUUAGGUGGCUUUUGUCGCUGAGGAGAGAGUCGUCGGUGUAGGAAAGGAUGGGGAGGGACCAUGAACGCACUCAUGCAUAGCAUCAUCUCACAAGUCACAGUCUGAAUGUACACAAUACUACUGCAUGGAGCAAUGUCAUUUGUUUGUACGAUCGCACUCUUGACCAUCCUUUCGAUGGAACACUCGAGUUGUGUGUUACUGCGGAGAACAGUAAA